AAUGGGUGGACAAGCCUAUUUUUGUUAAGCAUUGAUUGAAACAGAAACAAGUGGCUUAAGACUUCUUAAUGUAUUUCAUUAAAUGCAUUAUAAUUAUUUUGUUAUUUACUUGUUAAAAAUUGUAGUUUUCAAAAAUCUUAGUGAUUAGUUAAUCAUUCUGUUUACAAUCUUAUUUCAUUUUCCUGAAAAUGAAUCUUUUAUGCUUCUAUUUUAUACGAGCACUUUUGUGAUUGCUCUUGUUAGAAACCUUGCAAAAUGGAAUGCACAAGUUUAAAUACCAAGCGAGAAUUUCCAGUUAUAAAGACAAUAUACCUAACGAAAAUUGGAAAUUUAAAUUAUAAAGAUGAUACUAACUCGAAUCAGCCUGUCCAUGAAGUCCCUACAUCAUCAUCUGUGAGCUUUGAUCCUUCAUGCGUACAAAAAAGAAAAAAAUCAAGAUACCCCUGUGAAGUGUGUCAAAAAUAUUUCCCUUCUAAAGGUCAUCUUCAGAUACAUAUGAGGACACAUACUGGUGAAAAACCAUAUAUUUGUUACUUGUGUGGAAAAGAUAGUGCUCGAUUACAUGACCUGAAAACGCACAUCUUAACCCAUUCAGAAAAAAAACUCUAUGGUUGUACUUUUUGCCCAUCACAAUUUAAUCAAAAAAGUAAUUACACUCGCCAUUUAAGACUGCAUAUACGAUCGGAUGGAAUGAAAUCUAAAAAGAAAUUGAAAAAACAUAUUUGCGAGGUUUGCCAAGAAACCUUACCUUCAAAAACAGCAUUAUAUAGCCAUCAGUUUGCUCACUUUGGAAAGAAGCCUUUCACGUGUGAUGAAUGUAAUAAAGGAUUCACUAGACAAUAUGAUUUGAAAGUUCACCUUCGAAUACAUACUGGUGAAAAACCUUAUACCUGUAAAAUUUGUCAUGUCGAUUUUCGCCAACAAUGUAACUAUCGUAGGCACUUAAGAAUACAUGAGGGAAAGUAAAUCUUUUCAUUGUUUUGUAAUCUUUUUCUUUUUUUUUACUUGGAUUGAAAAUGCUCAAAUUUUGAUGCUAAUUGCAUGACUUUCUUUGUUAGAAAUAGUUAUCUAUAGUGUUUCUUAUGUUUUAACUUCAUAUUAUGUGCGUCAAAUCAAAAUAAUGCUCUUAAUACAUGAAAGAAAAUAAAUGUUUUUGUUAUUUCGUACUUCUCUUUUACAUGAUCUAUUUUACUUUGACUUAGAAACUGAAAAUAGGGAAAAUGCUUAAAUUUAAUUAAGUUUAUAAUGAAUGAUGUUCUAUUGUUACCAAUCAAUUUAGAGAUAUACAUUGUUCUUAAUGUGUCUUAAUUCAGUAUUUCAUAUGUCAAAUCAAAAUAAGACUCUUAAUACGUGGGAGAAAAUAAAUAUCUUUUAUUUCAUAAUCCUUUCUACUUGGUUUAUUUCAUUUUUACUUAGAAAACCGAAGUAGUAAAAAUGUUCCAAUUUAAUUAUGCCUGUAAUGAAAGAUUUGUUUCCUGUUACCAAUACAGUAUACAGUAUUUUAAAUGUGUCUUAAUUCUGCAAAUUUCAUGUCAAAUCAAAUCAGUGAAUUUAAGAAUACUUGAAGGAAAAUAAAUUUUGUAAUCCUUCCUACAUGGUUUAUUUUAUUUUACUAUGAAACUGAAACUGGUAAAAACACUCAAAUUUUUUAUUAGAGUUAUAUUGCAUGAUUUUCUAUUAUGAGGAAUUAUUUAAAAAAUAUGUAAUUUUUUUAAUGCGUCUUAUUUUUUAUGCCAAAUCUGUGUUCAUGUUCAUAUUUCUCUUAAUAGAGUUUUUCAUGUUAAAUGUAAUACCAAAUCUGACUACUUAUUUUAAAAAUCUUGAGUAUUUACUUUACACAAAUAUUGAUAUGUACAAAACUGUGUCAUACUUUUUGAAUCUGUUAACUUAUUUAGAAUCAAGCUCAUUUGUACAAUGAAUUAAAAAUAAAUUUUAAUAAGUUAAAGA
Messenger RNA from Parasteatoda tepidariorum (common house spider), 1947 nucleotides. NCBI's taxonomy places the organism in Eukaryota, Metazoa, Arthropoda, Arachnida, Araneae, Theridiidae. The record is from RefSeq and is a predicted model, not a curated record.